Messenger RNA from Mucor mucedo, 1335 nucleotides. RefSeq lists its product as uncharacterized. The coding region runs from base 260 to 907 and encodes 215 amino acids. The record is from RefSeq and is a predicted model, not a curated record. NCBI's taxonomy places the organism in Eukaryota, Fungi, Mucoromycota, Mucoromycetes, Mucorales, Mucoraceae. The transcript has a single exon.
UUUAAGAAUAAUAUAAUAUAAUUUAUUAAAUAAUAUAUAAAAUAAAGAUAGAUAUUGGGAAUCCAUGACCGGCUUUACAAUCUUGUGAAGGAGUCCUUUCGUGACAAUAGAUGCGAAGAUCUUUAUAACGUCCAUCAGCUCCAUAGACACGUGAAGUUGACAAGUGAGACAUUCAUGAACACCGGACGUAAGACGAAGCAAAUUACAACAAGCUAAUCUGGUUCCAAUUUUAAUAGUACGCGGUGACCCUACUUGUCCCAUGACGAUCCCACGCUUGAGGUAUGAAAUGGAACCAUGGUGGUUUGUUCUUCUUGUUGGACACAGUGGUAUAGUACCAUCAACGCCGCCACCAACGCCAACAGUUUCAGCACUACCAGCAUCACUACCAACGCCAACAGCGCCACCACCACCACCACUACCACCACAAGAAAAUGAAGGCAGUGAUUUAAGCAGAAAAAGCAGCUCUUUGUCAUCUGUUAUCUUACUUGGUUCGGUUGCCCCUUCCCACAGGGCUAUAUUGGACUUUUUGAAGGAAAUAAUGCCCUUGGAUCCCAUCCAAGACAUUACGACAGAAACCUUCCUUACCGAAGAAGCAAUAUCUACUCUUGUCGUGACCUAUCUCCCAGAUGGCGCAGUCAAGAAAAGUCAACUUGCUGAGUGGAUGGCAAAAGAUGGUGCGUGGGGUGUGACGAAGAAGAGGGGCACAUCGGAUGGAAAAAUACAAGGCCGUCAGUACAAUCUGGUGAAGGAGUCAUUUCGUGACUACAGAUGGGAAGACUUGACGAACGUCCACCGAUUCCGUAGGCAUGUUAAGUUCACAAAGGAUACCAUGAUGACAAUUGGCUACGUCAGGCGAAGCAAAACCAUGGACCGUCUCGGUUCAAAAUUAAAAUCUUUGCAACUAUAGUCCGUGAAACUCAUCAAGAAAUUGCUUUGUGAGAAAGUCUUUGGGUCCAUAAACACUUCGUCAAGUUCCGACAUCAUUUCAAGGGACCACAAUGAUGACAAGAAAUGGCUUGACGAAGUAAAAUACUGCGUAGGAAACACACAAGACAUGAUAGACGAACUAAACACCUGUUCAAAGAAGAUUCGUCUGGUCACGAUUGACUUUGCGGGCUUUUGCACAAACACCGAUUUUUUGCGUAAUUUUGUCUCAAUGCCAACGAGAUUGUCGUAAAUCUUGACCCACUUGUUUACAGGAGGUAACAUCCCCAGGUACCGUCUCAAGCUGUCCAUUCGUCAAGAUACUGCAUCUUAAUUUCGACAUCGAAAAGGUAGGCGGCCGCAGGAGUGUAUUCAGUUCUUUAGUAUAAAUACACUUAUCAGUGAUGUUUC